UGGGUGCCACUGGCUGCGGCGCUAAAACGCGCGUCGGCGGCCUUGACAGCUGUUUUUCUAGGACAUUGGGAUCUGCAGAGCAUAUCCCACAUCCCCUAUUGGAAAUCUACUUCGUUUUGUUUUGGAAGCUGCCAAUUGUAAAUUGUGCGUGUUUUGUAUUUUUAAUGGCAUUUCGUUGUUUGUUCGAUGCCACAAAAGAUGAACAAUGAACAAAUUGGUGUUUCAUCAAUAUCAUCAUCAGCAACAAUCUUAUCAUCAUCCACAACAUCUACAUCUGCAUCUGCAACUGCUAGCAAUAGCAGCGCAGCAGCUGCGCAGCUCAUCAAGGCCAUAUCAACAGGCAGCGCCGCCAACGUCGCCGGCAACGCCAAAGACAAAGAUAGCAAUAUUGCCACAUUGGUAACAAAAAUCCAAGCGAUUAUACCUGAUACGCCAAUCGUUUCGAUUGCUGCCGGCACUUUGAGUGAGAGCACUUCGACGACCACAUCGACUAAGACGACGCCGACGCCCUAUUUCCAGGAGCAGCUAACCACCUUAAUGUCGCACAAUGUGAAGCUGGAGCAGCGACCCUCCAACGAUCUGUCCAAUAAUACCAAUAACAGCACCAGCAGCAGCAGCAACAACAACAGCAAUAACAACAACAUUAACAAUAACAGUAGUCAAUCGGCAGUUGCCGCUGAUCUUAGCCAGAAUCAUGUGGCGGCUGUUGAUAAGAAAAGUAAUAGCAGCAACAGCAGCAGCAGCGCCGUUAGCCACAGCAGCGCUGCUAAUGCAACGCAUCACAAUUUAAAAUUGACGCCGCUGCUCAGCAAGUCUGGCCAACCGGCGCCCGAGGUGAUUGCCGCGGCAACGGCGCUGCAUCAUCGUCGCGGCGCCACCACCAAAGGCAAGACCCAGGAUGACCAAUAUGUGGGCAAGCGGCAGAAAAAUAAAAGGGCAAAGUACGAUCCUUGGGAGGAUAGCGAAAUAAAUGAUCUCGACGACGCAUCAUUGAAGAAACUGCUCGAGGAGGCCUAUUGGUAUCGCAAUCCUGGCGAUAGGAAAAACAAAAGCGAGCGUUUUCUGCAAAUGCUUAAAAAGGCUGAGUACGACGAGGAGAACUCUUAUCGUGUCAUUAAAACUUGUUUAACACGCAACACGUCCGCAUCAUCAUCAACGUCCAGCGGCUAUUAUGGCCAUAGCAGCAGCGUAGGCAGCGGUGGCAGCAAUUUUGGUACGCACAAUAGCAACAAUAAUAGUUAUAGCAGCAGUAGCGGCUAUCAUACAAAUCAUCGGACGGCAUCACAGCGUCAUAAGCAGGGCGGCUCUUUGCAGGAUUUGGUCGAGGCGACGCAUCGCAGCGAGCUGGCAACGACGUCAGCAGCGGCGGCAGCGGCAGCAACCCAACGUUUCAACUGUGAUUAUCAGCUGAGUGGCGCUAGCAGCAGCGGCAACAGCAACAACGCUCGAGCCAAUCGACGCCAACAGCACAAUAACAACAAUAACAAUAGCAACAACCAAAACGCCGUUCUAGCCGGCAAAAAAUUUAAGAACAACGCAAAUUCGUCCGUAUCAGCGCGGCAACGUGAAGGCGGCAGCUUGCCAAGCAGCGUCAACUUUGAAGCAGCCAACAUGGAUAUUAAACAGAAGCUACCCAUUGGCGAGGAGAUUGUGGUCAGCAAUACCAAUGCAAGCAACAACAAAAACAAUCGUAACAGCAACAGCAACAGCAGCUGCAGCAGCAGCUUGCCCAGUCAGCUGAAUGAGACUGGCAACAUGGUCAUACAGUUCGACGCAGAUGGCGUGGCCAUUGAUGUAGCUGGUGGCCAAAUAUAUGAGCAACCAUUGGAGGAGCAACAAUCGGAUGCGCUACGCAAGGCUAGCAAGGAUAAGGCCAUACCCUUCAAGUGCGAACAGCUAUUGGACAUUCUCAGUCAGCAGAUGCAAAAGCAACAACAACAGCAGCAGCAGCAGCAGCAGCAGCAGCAGCUGUCCGAUGGCAAAGAUUCGGGCGCUGUUAAAGAGUUCCUAAUAGAUGAUCCGCUGCACUUUUCCGUGCUGGAGCAAUCUGCCAAGCAACAGCAGCAGCAGCAGCAGCAGCAACGACAGCAACAACAUCCACAAUACGCCGCAACGCCGUCCAAUGCCUUAGGUGCUUGUGGGGGCCAAUUCACACUUACUCUGGACGAGCACAAGCGCAAAGUGGAGGCUGGCUACGUUUCGCUCAAUGACAGCUACACGGCCUGCUCCUCGGUCUAUGGCGUUGGCAGCUCCACGUCCUCGGGCGCCGCUGGCCACGAUUCCGGCAAUGCCGCUGACCUAUUCGCUGGCUCCGAUCUGCGUUCGGCCAAAAUUGGACACAUGAUGACCGCAGCGGCCACAGCAGCUGUUGCUGCCUCGCACGGCGCCAAGCCCACAACGCGGCAGUUUGAUGAGAACGGCAACGCUUUGAGCGAUGGCUAUGCAGCCGUAGCAGCGGCGGCAGCGGCAGUGGCAGCUGCUGCCGCUGGUGGCACUAGUAGCAGCAACAGUAGCAGCAGUAGCAGCAGCAGCAGCUCCACUUCCAAUCAGUUCACUGCACUAAUUACGACAACGCAGCAGCAGCAACAGCGCUCGAAUAGCGUUUCAACGUUGUUGACGACGGGCGGAAAUGCGACAACACCGGCAAUGGCAACGGCAGCUGUUGCUGCCACCUACAGCCAGUUGCAGCAGGCGCCAAUGAUUGGCGCACCCCCACAGCCACCCACCAAGCUCAAGUCGAAGAAGAAGUCGCAGCAGGAAAGGAACACAACCACGGUGGAUGUAGAGUCCGUUGCCGGCUAUCGUGGCAAGGAUCCGGUCGAGCAGCUGGUCAAAUACAUUGAAAACGACGGCGCCCAGCAGCAGCAGCAAAAGAAAAAGGAGCGCAAGAAGCAGAAUAAGCUAAAGAAAUGCAAUUCGCUCGAGGAACUGCGCAGCUGCGCGAAAAUGGAGGUCGAUGAGCUGAAGCGCCAGGCGGCAACCACUGAGAUGAUGCGCAACAAAAAGGGCGGCAAGCACAAUUCCGCUUCCGUUGCGGACAUUAACAAGAACUGCAACAAGGAGCAGCAGCAGCAGCAGCAGCAACAGCAACAACAAUCAUCACAGCAUCAACAGCCAUCACAGCAGCAGCAACAGCAGCCACGCAAGGGCGAACGUCGCUCCUGGGGCACCGAGGAGCUGCAGUAUUUGGGCGAGCCCGCACUGAAUGAUAGCAACAAUAGCAGCAGCAACAACAGCAACUGGAAUGAGCCGGCAGCAACACAGCUGGCAAUGAUGAGCGCGUUGCCAGUGCUUGAGUUGCCAACAUUGGCGCGCAUGUCCGAAAUGGAGGCGCUGAACACGGUGCUAACCGAGACGGCUGAGUUUCAUGUGGUCACCAAAAAGAAGAAACCAAAGAAACAACGCGCUGUUACCAUGGACGAUGCGGCCGUGGCGGCAGCUGCCACAACCGGCGGCAACUUGCAGCGCAUGCAACAGAUAACGAAGUCGGCAUCAUCCAAUAUGAUGUCGCAGCGCUUGCGCGGCGGCAACAUGGACUAUUACAACAAUAGCAACAGCAGCAGCAGCAGUUACUAUGCAGCACAUGCCAGCUACAGCGGCAACAGCAGCAGCAGCAACAAGCAGCAGCAGCAGCAGCAGCAGCAGGCACAGCAGCAACAUCAUGCCACAACAGCAGCGGCAGCAGCAACAACAACAGUUGUUGGCACGCAGGAUAAUUCGCGUCGCAAGUCGACAUCGUCCAUGCCGCCGUCGGAGAAAUCUGACUCAAGUGAUCUCGACUCGGUGCACUCGCUGCCCAUACAAACUGGCAAAAAGAAGAGCAGCAACAACAAGCGUCUAGCAGCCGCACAGGCCAAGCAAAACAACAACAAUAACAACAACAACAAUAAUAAUAAUAAUAAUAAUAAUAAUUAUAGUAAUAACAAAAAUGCAGCUGCUGCGCCCAUUUCGUAUGCGGAUAUUGCGCGCAACAAGCGCGAGCUGUUGGCGGCUAGCGAGGACAACGAUGCAGGACAUGACGGCCAGGCAACAACCUCCACAUCGUCGCUGCUGCUGCUGGACAACUACAACAACAGCAGCAGCAGCAGCAGCAGCAGCAAGUUGCGCGCCGCCAAGUCGAAGGCGCGUCCCGACUUUCCAGAGCUGCCUGGGGCCAUGGUAACAAAUAUAACAACAGCAACACCAGCGGGCGCUGCGGCAGCAACGGCGGCAGCAGCAGCAGCGGCAGCAACAGCUGCAACAGCAGCAGCAACAGCCGCUGUGCUCAUUAGCUACUCGCAGAGCCUGAACAAAAUGCCAGCGCAAAGCAACAGCAGCGAACCGGAGGAGCAACAGCAAUCGCUGAGCUCACCAGCUGUUACGCCCGCAGCAGCAGCAACAUCAACUGCUGCUGCAGCAGCAGCAACAUCAAUCACAACAAAUACCACCUCGAAUCAACAGUCAACAGCAGCAGCUGCUGCGCCGCCAGCGCUGCAAAAGUCCAAGAGCGUCGAGCACGAUGCCAGCAGCAGCUACAGCUUCAAUAGCAGCAAUCUGGACCUGCAGUAUCCGGCACUGGAGAAGACCGUGAAGCGCCACAGCGUCAACUAUGUGUCGCUGCCCGCGGCCAUUAGCAGCAACAUCAACGCUGGCUACAACUUUGCAGCUGCUGCCAAGCAGCAGCAGGAGAAGGAGAAAGCAGCAGCAGCAGCUGCAGCUGCCACAGCUACAGCAACUACCUCAGCCAAGGCUAAGAGCAAGCCAAAGGAGCUGUCACCAGGCAGCAGCAAGAAGGAGAAAAUCCUUAGCCAAAAGCCUAGUCAAGAAGAGCAAAUUACGACGACGAUGAUAACGACGUCGACAUCGACAUCGACGCCGCCACCGCCGCCCGUUAGCUUCAACUUGUGCUGCCACAACAAUAAAGCGACCGCAGCCACACAAACGGAGGUGGCCAAGAAGCACAGCAGCUGCAACACUGUGGCAGCUGGCGUGCAGACCACAUUGCCGGCGGGCAAUAGACCCGCUGUGAUUAUACUCAACGAUGACCGUGACUCGGCGCUGGGCAGGCUCAACAACGAGUUCAUCUUUGGCGAUUUCAACGAGGAUGAACUGAAGCUCUUCGACGAUGCCAGCGACAAGGAGGAGGCCGACGAGAAGCCUCAACAAUUGGAUAAACAACAGCAGACAACGCCGACAACGGCAACAGCAGCAACUGCAACAGAUUCCAGCUGUGAGCAACAGCAGCAGCAGCAACUGCAGCUGCAGCUGCUUAAUGAUUCGGGCGCUGCCUCCGAUUUGGUUAAUAGUUCGGCCUGCAUGGAUAUGCUGUUGAUCUCAGGGCAGGCGGCACAGUCGUCGCCCAAUGCUGCAGCCGCUAAUAACAGCUCAUCGACCUCAUCGACCCCAUCCUCAUCUGCCUCGUGCUCCACCUCUACCUCCUCAUCCACACUGAGCAGCACCAGCAACGGCAACGGCAACGGCAAUGGCAGUGGCAGUGGCAGUGGCGGCAACGCCGCCUUGCACAUUGCCAAUCAGUCGACCGAUAGCGGCAUCUAUGGCGCUGCCAACAUAUCGAAUACAACUGCAGCCAGCAUUAAGGAUCAGGUGAAUCAUUUUCUGAGCAAGGCCAGCGCCGCCAAUGCCAGCGGCAAUAGCCAUAGCCACAGCCACAGCCACAGUCACAGCAACAGCAGCAGUUGCAGCAGCUGUCAGGACGAGCCACUGCCCAUGCAACAGCUGGAGACGUGCAACGAUAUCGAGACAGCAAUUAUUGCAGCUGCACGUGCUGCCGCAGCAGCCGCCUCGUCGCGCAGCGGCAGCUGCAGUCGCAGCAAUUCACGCGAGCAGCCGCUGACAGUUGCUAAAGCCAAGGCACGACCAGCUCUCUAUGGCGCCACGUAUGGCCUGGGCAGUGGAGAGCAUUCAGCAGCUGCUGAGAAUGCUGCUGCUGCUGCUGCUGCGUCUGAUGCUGCUGGUGACGCUGACGACGAUGAGGAGCAGCUGCAUGAGCUCAGCUUUAUGUCUGAACUGAAAACGGAGUUUGUGGCGACGGCAACGCCAACACCGCCGCCACAGCCGCCGACAUCAACAUCAACAUCAACCUCAGCAUCAGCAUCAGCAUCGUCAAUGCCAGCACCACCGACACGUCAAUCUCUCAUGUCCAAUACGGAGCUCAUUGUGGACUACAUCAGCAGCUCUUGGAAUGCCAUCAUCAAUAGCAAAUACGUAAUAUUCUACAACGAUCAGGAGGAUCAGCAGCAGCAGCAGAUCUAAGCCUGAAGAGGAAGCAACAAACAACAAACAACAAGCAACAA
This is a messenger RNA of Drosophila hydei, 6293 nucleotides long. Its product is annotated as serine-rich adhesin for platelets. The coding region runs from base 199 to 6252 and encodes 2017 amino acids. The record is from RefSeq and is a predicted model, not a curated record. Lineage: Eukaryota; Metazoa; Arthropoda; Insecta; Diptera; Drosophilidae. The transcript has 8 exons.